Molecule: messenger RNA, 11135 nt
Organism: Archocentrus centrarchus (flier cichlid)
Lineage: Eukaryota; Metazoa; Chordata; Actinopteri; Cichliformes; Cichlidae
Product: zinc finger protein 638-like
Exons: 33
Coding region: 650-8479 (2609 amino acids)
Cellular component (GO): nucleus
Molecular function (GO): zinc ion binding; nucleic acid binding
Source: RefSeq, a predicted model, not a curated record
CUGCUGCUGUCAGAGCGAGAAGAGCAAACAGAGGAAGUUUGCGCACAUCAAGGCGACAGGAUAACACAAAUAACGAAAGAUGAAGAAGACCUUUUUUCUAUCUCCAGCUUCUGAUUGAAACUGUCACCCUGUUUUGGAAAGGUCAUGGACCCCAUCUUACAUGAGAGGCUACAUAAGCAUGAAGCUGGAUUCACUCUACAGAUCAUUUAUGACACCUCGCUGUGAUUGUCCAAACAUGAAAAGGAGUGAGGAAAUCAAGACAAGACGACACAGAUGAUGGAUUUCACCCAUGUGGGAAGAUGAACCCCAGACCAGUUCAAUAAACCCUUUCUUUGUUUUUAAUUUAAUUACAUUUUUCAGCUUUUUGCUAUUUUUGAGACAUAGGACCGUUUAAUUUGCUCCAGGGGAUACUGAUGCCGUAACAUAGGGGCCUUCCAGGGAUCUCACUACUGAUUGAGCAGCAGUGUCCAUGCAGUUGGCUCUACUGAAAGUCCACCCCGCACUGAUAUAGGUCAACAACACUCUUGCAAUUAGCUGUUGAAGUACCACCUUACCAAAACAUUCCAGCACUAUUUCUCCAUGCAUACCCACAACACCCUCCAUUCUGAUUUCUUCAGCCAUACAUAACCUUCUAAAGGUUGCAAACACCAUGUCCCAUCCCCUGGAUAACACCCAUGCCUCUGGGAACCAAUCAAGUGUACAAACAAGGAGGGAACCUUACAGGCCAUUUUCUUGCCUUGAGCCUGGGUCUAGCUUCAGCUCUUCUGGUGUUUCUUCUAUGACUCUGGCUGAUGCUCCGGAUAGUCACUUUACCAGCACUCCUAGAGAGGAGUUUCAUUCCUCAAGCACUGCAGCAAGCAAUCCGAUGUCCUCACCCUCUCAAAGACUCUCUGAUGUUCAAAGUGUCCCUAGCUCAGUGGACUGGUUGCCAAGCUACAAAAGUGAAAUGGAGAAUGAUUUUUCUAAAUUGUGUUCAUCAUCUGCUUCUACCAGAAAUGAAAGUAGCAGUGACUGUAUGUUUGUUGCUCCAAGUGAAGGCGAAUGUGAUACCCAGUCCAUUCCAGGUUUAGGCGGUUAUGACUGUCAAGUGCUUGACAAUUCUGUGGCCCAUGGAGAGUACAGGUACCCUGAGUACACUUCAGAAGAAGCUGCUAACAUCCUUUUACGUUUUGGACUUGAAAAAGAGGACUUGGAAUAUCUGAUUUCUUACCCUGAAGACCAGAUAACCCCUGGCAACCUGCCUUUUAUCCUGCAACAAAUCCGCAAUCAAAAGGCAACGAAAGUUAUAAAUGCAGCUCAAUCAAAACAAAACCCUGACCCUCAACCCACCACCAGUAUGAGUGGAAGGGACAGGUUGAGUACUUUGAGAGGGGAAGGGAUGCUCCAGGAUGAAAUGUCACCUUUUGUCCAACCAAGUAAAGUGAUAGACUAUGGACAUACUGGCAAAUAUACUGGAGGCUUUGGACAUGAGAUUGGAAGUAGCAGCAGCAGUAGAGCUUGUGGUGGUGGGAGUAAAAGUAUGUCGCUGAUGGACUCUUAUGAUGGUAGCACCCACAAUAGAGAACUACUGCAAAAAAGUACAACAGAUUUGAAAAGCAGUGCCUUGGGUUCUUCAUGUGACCAGUGGGGUACCAAUUCCAGUCCGAGCUCAAUCCAAAUAUGUGUGUCUUCUCCAAGCAGUGAUCCAUGUCAACGAUCACGGAUCCAACUAAACCAGACUUCUCAAAAAGUCAACAGCUCUUUUUCACUGCCAAAGGACGACACAGACACAAGAUUUUCUAAGAAGCCUGAGGUCUCCAGGCUGGUUCUCUUUAAAGAGCCACAGCCAGAUGGGCAGUCAGCAUUAAAAUCUCAACCAUCUCUCAGCGUGGUCUGUGUUGUGCAUCCUGAUAAUGAUGACAUUUGCACUAAUGAACAGGGCACAACUCAAGAAAAAUACUCUAAGCUUGCUGAAGAGAUGACCAAGCAGCAGAUGCGACGACUAAGAAGACGCUCUAAACGGAAACGGGCCAGGAAGGCUGCUGCAAAACCAAUUUCUCCACUUUCUUCCCAGCGCAGUAUCAUCACUGUUCCUCCCAUUCUACCUCAGCCAAUCCCAAGCUCAGUAAACAUCAUCCACAUGCCGGUUCCACCUUCCAACAACCAGUGCUCAGCAAAUGGGGAACUUUCAAAGGGUCUCCCAACAAUGGCCAUGAAGCAAGACUAUGCUGCAGCCACACCGAAAGUCUUUCCACAUACCUGUGCUCUGUGUUUGCAAGCAUGUGCUAAUAUGAAGGAUUGGAUCUCACACCAGCAUACCAGCGUUCACAUCGACAACUGCAAACUCCUUCGGAAACGAUACCCAGAGUGGGUAUCAUUGCCAAGUACUAUAGGUACAGAAAACAAGUCUUCACCCUCCACUUCCGCUGCUCAAACCUCCCGGCAUCGUCAUCAGAAUGAGAGUCGUUCCCAUUCUCGGUCACAGAGCCCACAGCGACACCUUGGCCCAGAUGGAAGAAGGGUUAAAUGUAGUAGCUAUUCUCCUCCUCAUUCACACAGCCCUUAUCGACAAAUCUUUGAGGGUAGAAGCGAGAAACUCAGGAGUGGAUCACAAUCGCCACACAGCUCCAGACGUACUUGCAGGUCCCAGUCUUGUUCUAGCUCACCACAGUAUAAAGGCCUCACCCCCCACUGUCAUCAGUCACGGUUGGGGACCCAUGUGCAACGAUCCGACACAAAGGGAAGAAAUGAAAAUGUGUUAUCACUAAAGAGAUCCUCACCAAGAAGACACGAGACACAGAUGUUACCUAGUGGAGACCUUAAAAGACCUCCAUCGGUGGAGAGAUCAUCCCCUCAGCAAAAGAAAUUGAAAAAUGUUGAGUCUUUGCCCGACCAGCCUAAAUCGGAGAGCAUGGUGAAAACUUUGGCCCCUGUCUUACAUCCUGAGCUAGCCAAGAUGAAGUCACCUUUAUCAUCAUCAUCUGCCACCCCUUCCUUUUCAUCCUCCAGUGCAGCAAAGAAGGAAAUGACUACUAAGUUGCUUAAAGCUAUACCUAGCCUUCAGAAGGGUGUGGCAAUUUUCUCUGCAAAGUCUAAGUGUGGUAAAUCUUGUCCUCCAACCAUGGUGAAGCUAAAUGGGAUUUGUGAUACCAUUUCAUACAACGAUGUGGUUGAUGCUGUGGAACUCUUUGGAAAAACCAAGUCAGUUGUAUUGUUCAGGUCCAAACUACAGGCAGUUGCCUGUUUUGAGAAAGAGGAAGAUGCUGAGAAACUGAGAAAAAUAAAGAAACUCAGCGUAAAAGGAGUGGAAGUCAGUGUUUUGAAAGUAAAGGAUGCUGUUUCUAGGAAUCCUCUUAUGACUUAUUCAACAGAGCAAAAGAAGCUUCCUCAGCAGCAAUAUGCCCAGUCCGGUAUCACCAUGCCUCAAACUGGUGAAUCCACUUCCAUCGGAAAGGUUAACUCUCUGCUUGAAAGACCCUUACCUUCUAGAACCAAGCAAAGUACAGCAGGAAACCUUGUCACUCAAACAGAAGGCCUGGUUUUCAAAACUAAAAGUGUCCUCACACAGCAGAUGGUCAAAACUGUAAAACAGAGCAACAUACCUGCAAAAGGAGGAGUGGCAUUGGUUGAAACAAAAGAAGACGCUUCAAAAUUUGUUGGAUCCAAAAGUUCCGAAAUGUUGCCUGUUGACUUCGAAGAAGAUCAAUUCAAUAAUUGUGACACCAAUGCUCAUGAAUCUGUGGUUGCACCUUUUGAGUCAGCCCAAGUUGAUCCAUCUUCAAAAGUGAAUGUUGCUGAACCAGUUAAAGCCACAGAAACUGUCAUUCAGCUAAAAGGGUUGGCUCCUGAAGGAGAAACCUCAACUACACAGGUCCAAGAAUGUACAAAGGUGUCUGACGACAAACACGUUUUUCAAACAAGUUUAAUACCUUCUGAAAUGACACAGCAAGAAGAUUUUGCUAAAGCUAAUGUUAAGGCAAAAUAUGCUGAAGCAUUGGAGCCUGGGAACACAAGGAGUUCUACUGUUACCUCCCUGACUGUUGGGGAGAAGUUGGACAAGCACCUGUAUACGAAGUUCACUUCAUGUUGUUUGAGUGUGAAGAAAGCCCUAUCACCAAGUUUUAAGAAUAAAGUGUUGUUAGUCACCUACUUACCAAAAUAUCACGAUGGCUGCUACACUGAGGAGGAUUUUGCUAAUCUACUCAUCCCAUUCGGGUUUCAAUAUAUGGAUGAGAACAUCUACAUUAGUCCUAAGAUGUGCAUGGCCUUUGUCCUCAUGCCGAAUGUGCAGGGCCUGCAGAACCUCAUCAGGGCAACAAAGAGGAACAGCAUUGUUCUCAAUCAGUCUACACUUCGUUUGAAGCCCAUGAACUAUGCCCUUCCAAUGAAUCCCAUUGGAUUUUAUAAAUCUAUAAUGAAAAAGUUGUCGUAUGACAUGACUGAUGAUGGAUCAGCGACAAUCUACAUCAAGAACAUCUCACCAAGCGAGGCCAUAGAUCUCAGAGAAGCUUUGAAAAAGAUUGAUUCUUUGAAAAACUACCUGCCUCUUCUCAACAAGGUGUUUGUGGAAUUUAACUCUAUUUAUGAUGCGGAUCGACUCGGAGUUUGGUACAGCCUCCUGAAACGGGGCUUUUGCCACACAGUGUACAGGCUGAAAAUACCACGACUUGAAUGUACAUCACAACCACCAAGACUGGCAGCGAAAGCUUUGCCGGGCAGCAAGGAUAUUGCUGACGGGGUAACUGUCCCAACAACAAAUUGUGGUGUUCCACGGGGCAGCACCUCACCAUUUUGGGUCACAAUGACAACUUAUCCCUUUGUGUUUCCUACUGUGUCUCCUUGGUUCAUCAUUCCAGCUUAUUUGACUGUCAAUGGACUGAAUGACAUUAAGAAAGCCCAGUCUCAAGGUGCCGUGUUUUCCACAAUCAUGUUGACUGGUUUGCCAGAAGAAAACUACAAGCACGAGGACGUCACCAGACUGGUGUGGCGUUAUUUCCUUGGGACUAUACUAUUCUACAAUGUGAUAGUUUUAUCGCUGCAGAGGAGGGCCUUUGUGUUUUUCAAUGACUGGAAUACAUGCUGUGAGUUUGCCAGAGAUCACAUCAAAAAUCCAAUUUCUGUUGGAGGCCGGGUGCUCGACAUCCAUUUUGUGUUACAGGACAUGCAACCUGGAACCAGUCAGGAGACCAUGUACAGAACCAUGAUGAAAUGGAGCAAUGCUCAUGUUCCAGAGUCUGAGUCUCUGGAGGAGCGGCUGCUGUGUGUGGAGAUGACUGAAAUGGCGAUGCCCCUCGUCACAAUGAUCAUGGAAGUGGUGGCAUCCAUUGCUUCUUUCGUCAGAUUCCUGCCACUUGCCAACAGGAUUUACAUUGAGAUGUCUGAAUCCCGUGGUGUAACACAAGUGUUGGAGAGCAUUCACUCAACAGACUACUCAUCUGUGAAUCAGAUUUGGAGUAAAGUUGGACGCAUUGAAUCGUUGAAGAGUCUCAAACAGUGUUUAGAGGACUUCAAUGAAAUCACAGUAAACCCUGAACGGGACACUCACUUUGACGAUGUUCACCAGCUCAAAACAAUUAAUGGGUGCAGGACACCAAGCAAAAAUACAGAUGAUUUUGUAAAUGAAGUGCCUUCAGAGCAAGAUGAGCAAAGUUUCAACUUGGAGGACUUUGUUAUUAUUGAUGAAAUUGGUGAAGACAAAGCAGACACAGAUGUUGAUCACAAGAGCUCAUCUUCAGCUAAGAAGACCUCCAGAGAGAAGAGAGAAUGGCAAAGCUCAGAUGUGUCAUUGUCAUCAAAACGGGCCUUAACAAGUUCCUCGAAAGACUAUAAGAGCUCAGCCUCUUCAUUUUCCUCUUUAUCUGAGCCCAAUGAAGCCACUGUGAAAAGCACCAAGCAUUCUAGGCUCAGCAAGACUGCAGUCACAAAGUCAUCAGAGAUGCAACCAGUUCCAGAGGGACAGGAUUUAGAGUUGACAAGCCAAACUUGGAUUUUGCAAACUGAUUUUAAGGAUGGCACACUUAAAGAGUUGAAGGAAACCAAAGGAAAAGAUGGUGAAAAGGAUGACACUGGCAGACAUCAAGAGGAAGAGGAGGGGGAUGAUCGAGACAAUUACCAAAUCCUUGAUUCUUUCAAUGACCAAACUGAUGAACAGAUGGAUGAAGACAGGAACAAAGAUGGCAACACUGAAACAAAGUCAACUAGGCUUGUGCAGGGUCACAGAUUGCAUGAGGGAGACCAGGACUUGUACAGUAAAGCCUGCCCAGAGGAGUGCAAUAAAAUGGAUGUUUCUCUCCAAAUGCUAGAAUAUGUUACUGAAGACCAAGCAGCUAUUGUUCACAGUCAUCUGGUCAAAGAUGAAGGUUCCACAGUAAAACAGCUGUCUGAGGAUGAUGUGAUUCAAGAUAAUGAAAAUUCUGAUAAUUCUGCAACUGAUGAAAUGUUGGAUUCAAGUAAGACUCAAACUCCAAGGACCAGUGGAGAUGGAAGCAGGAGUAAAGAAAAAGAAAACAUGCUUUCAGAAGAACCUUUCAAACUCUCUGAAGAUGCUGGUCGAAUCUCAAAUAAGGACCAACUUCUUAAAGACCAAGACAAUAAAUGCACUAUAGCAGAUGGCACUGAAAAAGAAGCCUUUGAUAUAUUGGAUUCAGUCAAUGAUCAGAUUGAAGUAGAAGAUGACAUCCUGAAACUUCAAACUCCCAGUGACCAGAUAUCUAAAGCAGGCACAGAAGAAGAGGAAGACACAUUCCAGGUAAUCGAUUCUGUGGAGGAUGAGCCAAUAAGCACAGAGAAAGAGUUGGAGGCUGACCAGAAGGAAAAAAGAACAAAAAAAUAUGAUGCUAAAAGAGCUGAUAGACCAACAAGUAGGAAUCAGUCGAGAAACAGGACAUCCCAAAGGGAAGAGAAAGGGAAAUCAUCCAAAAAACAGAUUCAGACAUUUGAGAGAAUGGACAGCACCAUCAGGAUCAAUGAGGCAACCGAGGAAAUGGUCUAUGAGAUAGUAGAUUCUCUUGAGGAUGAAUCAGUUCAAGAUGCCUCUACCACAGAAAGGUCUGAUAGAAGGUGGUCUGCUCGAGAAAAAAAUGAUAAAAAGGCAUUAAGAAAACCUUUUAAAAAACCUGAUGGAGAAGAAGAUGCUAAUUAUGAGAUUUUAGAUUCUAUUGAGGAUGAGGUUGCCAGUGACCGAACAACCAUCAUGACAAGAUCAACCAGAGGAAGAAGGGAAAUGGCAACUAAAGAAGUAGGCUAUAAAAAAGACAAGACACCAACGAGAAGUAGCGCUACACCUGCCAGAGAUUCACAGGAACCAAACAAGGAGGAAGCUCCAAAGGCAGAAGACAAAAAACUUAUAAAAGAUGGCACACCAAUAAAGAAGAGUUUCUUCAUAAGAGACCUACGUAAGAAGGAAGAUGCCUAUGAAAUAUUAGAUUUGGUGGAGGAUGAGGCUGUUAUGCCCACAGAAAAACCACUAAGGGGAACACUAAAAGAAAUUAAAGAAGUUAUAAAACAAACCACAUUGAAGUAUGAUACAUCUGAUAAAGUAGCUGAUGAAGAGGCCACUACAUAUCAGAUUCUUGACUCUAUUGAGGGUGAGAUGGGUGAUGAUCAGCCUUCCAGAGGCCAGAGUGCAAAAGAGUCAACAGUUUCUAAAGAUGGUGAGCAAAGCACUCUCGAGCCCCAGUCACUCUGCCAAGAGAACCAAUCACCAGAGUCCUCAAACCCAGAGGGUUUUGUGACUGUAGAUGAAGCAGGUGAUGAUGACGAAAGGAAGGUGGAUGAAGAGGAAGAAAAGCAUGGGAAUUUUGUGACAGUAGAUGAAUUGUGGGAGAUUGAAGAGGAAGAAAAUGAAGCAAUAACAACCAAGACAAGCGGUCGAGCCAAGAAGAGAACGAGACAGACCCAUGUGAGAAAACCUACUAGUGGGAAACAAGAAACCAAAAAAGAUGAGAGAGAAGAUAAAAUUGAAUCACUGCCUCCCACAUCACUGGAUUCCUUUUUAUCACCACCGGACAGGGAGUUGUGUGCACUGUCACGUGAAGGCCAAACAAAGAUUUGGAAAACUGAGGAGGAAGCAGCUAGACGAUCCAAUAUGGAUCCUACAUCUGCUGAGCAGCAGCCAGAGCCGGACUGUCUUAACAAGCAGCCACAGAAUGGAGAGGGCAAGCAAAGACAGAGCAGGACCGACCUUAAAGCCUUCAGUAAACAAAGAAGCAAGCUUGUUGAACCCGAAGCAAAGCGGUCUCGUUUUCAGUCUCCUUGUGUCACCGAUAACUUGGACCUGCCUUUCGACCCCAACAUCCCACAUGGUCAAGAGUAUGUGGUCCCUAAAUGGGGGUAUUUCUGUAACCUCUGCUCUGUUUUCUUUCUGGCUGAGAGCACCGCCAAAGACCUACACUGUAGAAGCCAGAGACACUACAACAACCUGCAGAAACGUCACCAUGAGCUUAGACAAAGACGCUCAGGAACAUCAACAAGAAAGCCUCAAGACUCUGCUUCUGUCUGAACGUUUAUUACUGAAUAUUUGACCCUGGUAUAAGUUUGGCCCCUAUCACCUUUGAAAGCUAGAUUUUUAUUUAUUUGGAGGAAAAAGGACAAAGUUAUAAGGAGGAAAAAGCUGACAGGUAGGUAGAUUGUGUAGUGGUGACUGAGUUGUUGUGGUCAGCACGAUGCUACAGUUCAGAUUGUUUACUUCAAAUGUUCUUCUAGGCACCUCGGUGUGCUACAGUUUAACUCUCCCCCAACGGGUCAGAAUUAGAGUUUACAGUCAACUGAAUAUUAAAAAAAAAAUAAAUCCAGGGGAAACCUGGAAAUAACACAGGCGUCAAAUUUCUCCAGGCCAUUUUGGCUUUAACAGUAGACAGUUUUGUCUGUGGUAAAUAUUCUUGCUUAUGUUUACAACUGUUAAUGUAACAACAUGGGUGUAUAUGUGUGUCAAUGGCCAGGAAUCCUGUAUUUUAAAAGAAAAGAAGCAUAAAAAAAUGAAAAGAUAAAACUCCUUUGUUUGCACUGUGGCUCAACAAGAUCUGCUUAAUAUGCUGCACAUAGUGUUGAGAUACCAGCAGUGGAACGCGUGUUGAAAAGUAUAGAGUUCUUUUGGAUUUAUUUACAAUGUCUAUACGGUCCAAAUAAGAGUGUAUUAAAUAAAGAUGUUUCCAGAUGUAGGGCUGUGUGCUGGUGUGGUGGUUAGGACUGUCCUGGAUUCUUCUGUGUGGAGUUGGCAUGUUCUCCCAGUGCCUGUGUGGCUUUUUUCACAGUCCAAAAACAUACAUUUAUGAUUCUAAACUGGCUGUAGGUGUGAAUGUGAGCAUGAAUGGUAGCCCAUCUCUCUGUGUUAGCCCUAUGGCAGAGUACCAUAGACCUGUCCAGGGUGUACUCUGCUUCUCAACAUCUGACAGUUGGGAUAGGCUCCAGCCCACCCUCAAUGGAUGGAUUCCAGAUGUUGUCAGGGUCAAAACUGUCAAGCAGAUGAAGGUUUGAGUCUAAGAGUUAAGUUUGUUUGCCAGCUGGUAGUUGUCACAGACUGGUUUCUUUAUAUGGGCUCUCCACUGCUGUGGCAUGCAGUGGGUAUUUCAGGGACAGGUCAGCGGGCCUCAGGUUUUUCAGCUGUGUGAUGCUGGCUUGUGAGCCAAGCAGAGGUUGUAGCUGAUGACAAACACAACUGUUUGAACUGUUUCUUCCUUUAACCCUCAUCUUACCAACUGAGGUCUGUGCAGACUCCAGAGGUAUUUUCGUUUGUUGUCAUAUUUCACAGGUGUUUUUUAAUCAUUCCUUUUUUUAAUGACUUUGGUAAUCAAUUUGUAUCUAAUGAUGCCACAUUGUUUUCUGUUUUGGUGUCAUGAGCUCUGGACACCUCCUAGGUGAGGCGUUUCAGGGGAUAGUGUGGAUUGUAGUUUUGAUUAAAGCUGCAAGUUAUAGAUUUUCGUUUUACAAAAUAUGCAAAUCAAUUGUAACUUUGCAACAAUAAUAAUCUGUUUUUUUUCUUUAGAUGACAUUAGUUACCUAACUAAUAGUGCUUUGAGAAGAAAUAAGUUUUGUCAGUAUUAUUAUUUUGAUUAUUAUGAUUGCUUAUCACAGUAAAUUAUUCUUGGAGUCCACGUAUGUUAAAUAUUUUGGUAGGAUGAGGGAUAAAUAUGCAAGACUUUGCUACAACAUGGCUCUUUGACUGUUAACUUGUUCAAAAAUCUGUCAUAGAGAAUUUGGGUUGCACAAACAAAUAAGAACACUUCACCUGUAAAUCUGAGAAACAUUUUCUUAAGAGUGUGGUGUUCUCCACUUGCUUUAUGGAUGCAAGAUUUAUGGUGGAGACUUGGAGAGAUGUCUCCAGAGAGCGGGGGGGACGGUCCAACGCGUGCAUGUGAGGAUGUUCUGUCGUAUGGAUUUCUGAGCAGAGAAGCUUGUUAAUCUCCAGUUUUCUACCUUCAGUGGUUAACGGUACAUGUGUUGGUCUGUGGGAUGCUGUUGCUUUGUGAUAUUUUUGUUUUGUUUCUUUUUAAGGGUAUAAUUCUGUCAUAUUUGUGCUGUAAGUAGUAGCCAUGGUGGAGAUUCUUUAUGGCUUUGAAAACUGUGGUCUGAUUUGAAUAUCGUGAAGCCACCGGGCUGUGGUUUCCCACUGAGGAAGUAGUGAGUAAACUAGUGCACUUUCAUUGUGUUUAAACAUGAGGAUUCAUGUUUAGAAAGAAAUAAUUGUGUUGUCUUUAUGAAAUGAGUUGCGAUGUGUGCCACAGCCUUCAGCCAACUGCCUUGUAGACUGCAAUUUUCGAGACUGUGUCGCAUCUCAUGCUGCUGAAGUGUUUCUUUUCCUUUGGGAGCUUUGAAGAAUAUAUUUUGUUGUGACCUAUAUAAGGUAAUAGAUAUAGAUAUUUAAUGCUCCAAUUCUGCAGUGCAUAAUGCUUGAAAGAUACAUACAAAAUAAUGUGGUUUCUUAAACGCUUUUAUUCUCUGCCUACUGACAAAAACGAGACUAAAAAUUAAAAUUGCAAGAUACAGAAAAAAUUUUUCUAUUAGGGUAACAGAGAUAAUAUAAAUAUUUCUGCUACCCAAACUAUUUAAAUGUGUAUUUUAUAAAAAAGUUGCCAGUGUAAUACUUGUUUUGUUCUGACGUUUACUCAGGUAUAAAAAUGCACUUUCAUACUGAAAAAUAAAAUUUGAUUUUUUUUGUA